Molecule: messenger RNA, 699 nt
Organism: Hylaeus anthracinus
Lineage: Eukaryota; Metazoa; Arthropoda; Insecta; Hymenoptera; Colletidae
Product: zinc finger protein 41-like
Exons: 3
Coding region: 1-699 (232 amino acids)
Biological process (GO): regulation of transcription by RNA polymerase II
Cellular component (GO): nucleus
Molecular function (GO): DNA-binding transcription factor activity, RNA polymerase II-specific; RNA polymerase II transcription regulatory region sequence-specific DNA binding
Source: RefSeq, a predicted model, not a curated record
AUGACUCUGAUUUCUCAUAAUUUACAAACAUUGGUACCCAAUCGAAAAAUAAGCAUGCCAUCGAAUGUAUAUAGCAUAGCGGACUUCAAGUUUAUCGUCGUAAGGGUGGCUUGUCCGAUCUGCGAAAAGUUUUUCGAAGACGAGGACCGGCUUCGGUCCCACCAACUGAAAGUACACGUACAAAACCGUUUAAUGGAUUCUGACGUUUGCAAGAAACCUUUUGAAAUGAAAAAAUCCUCGUUGAAACGUAUGAAAUCUUCGCGGCUACGUCGUAAUUUUGAAAGUAAACCAUUGAAUCCCUUGAAAUCCUGGCGGUGCUUCCAGUGCGGCAAGCAAUAUGUGCACAAGGCCUCGCUGUCGAAACACAUUCGAGUAGAGUGCGGCAAGGAUCCCACUUACCAAUGUCCGGCUUCGCCGAGGGUCACGGUGAAGAACAUCGAGAACCUGGGGUACAAGAGGAGACCGAAGAUACUCAAGUGCGACAGGUGCGGAAGGUGCUAUCAGCUGCAGACGUCGCUCAAGAGACAUCAGAAACUCGAGUGCGGCAUCGAGCCAAAGUUGAGCUGUCCGAUUUGCGGGAAAAAGUUCACGCAUAAGCACAAUCUAACGAAUCAUCUACCCUCUUGCAGAAGAAAACGCAUAGACGCCAUCUCGCACGUCGUCUACCCCCGUAUGGAAGAAAAUCUGCGACGAUCUUAA